AUGGGAUGGGGGGUGCUGGCGCAGAGAGCGUGGCGAGCGAUUUCUUGGUGCUACCUUCGCGAGAUGUCGGCUGAUGCCGCGUUCACGCUUGAGGACCACUUUGGAGCUUUUGUGGUCAUUUUCAUGGGUGUCUGGUUGGUGACUCUCUUGUGUAAGCAAGACAGUGCCCACAACAAUACCGUUAUUUUGCAACGCAAUUAUUUUAACAAAACAAUAAACUACAAAAAGACAGUAUUGAGAACAGGAGUGAAGGAUGUAUUAUCAGAUACCUGUAUCGUGGCGGACUCUCGUGGAACUUGGAAUACUUUUAUGAGGGCACUGGCAACGAUGCAAGACAGCAGGAUGCGUGAAAUACGCCAUCUAUUUUGUCUCAUAUUUUUUUCACCCAUUGAGAACCGGCGUGGAGUUUCCUGGCUUUCUCUUGAGAUUGUUUCCUGGCUUUCCCAGGCUUCUUCCAAAGUAAGACUGCUUUGA
Trypanosoma rangeli is the source of this 474-nucleotide messenger RNA. RefSeq lists its product as uncharacterized. Bases 1 to 474 code for a protein of 157 amino acids. The record is from RefSeq and is a predicted model, not a curated record. NCBI's taxonomy places the organism in Eukaryota, Euglenozoa, Kinetoplastea, Trypanosomatida, Trypanosomatidae. The transcript has a single exon.